CUGUCCGGCUGGGGCGGAGGGAAGGGGGAGGGAACUAGAGGAGGAGGAGGUUAGCCGAGGCAGCUACAGCGGCGGCGGCGUAGGGGCUGGUACGCGCUGGGCGGCGAGAGCCUCAUGGCGGAGGAAGAGAGCGAUCAAGAGGCCGAACGCCUCGGAGAAGAGCUCGUGGCCAUUGUGGAGUCCCCGCCAGGCCCUGUUGGGUUUAGAGCUGCGGGCGACGGUAGAGGUGGCGCUGGCGGCGGCAGCUGCGGUGUCGGCGGCUUUGGGAUCAGCAGUCGGGAUUACUGCCGACGCUUCUGUCAGGUGGUGGAAGAUUAUGCUGGAAGAUGGCAGGUCCCUUUGCCACAACUUCAGGUUCUUCAGACUGCACUCUGCUGUUUUACAUCAGCCAGUGCAUCAUUCCCAGAUGAAUGUGAGCACGUACAGUAUGUUUUGAGUAGCCUUGCUUUGAGCUUCUUUGAGUUGCUGCUGUUCUUUGGAAGAGAUGAGUUUUAUGAAGAGCCCUUAAAGGAUAUUCUUGGAUCAUUCCAGGAAUGCCAGAAUCACCUCCGCAGAUAUGGAAAUGUGAAUCUGGAACUGGUGACUCGAAUCAUUAGAGAUGGUGGCCCAUGGGAAGAUCCAGUGUUGCAAGCUGUUCUUAAAGCCCAGCCAGCAUCUCAGGAGAUAGUGAACAAAUAUUUAAGUUCUGAAAAUCCACUGUUCUUUGAACUACGUGCCAGAUACCUAAUUGCUUGUGAACGCAUACCUGAAGCAAUGGCUCUUAUUAAAUCUUGUAUAAAUCACCCAGAAAUCAGCAAAGAUUUGUACUUCCAUCAAGCGCUCUUCACAUGUCUGUUUAUGUCACCUGUAGAAGAUCAGCUAUUCCGGGAGCAUUUAUUAAAAACUGAUUGUAAAAGUGGGAUUGAUAUCAUCUGUAACACUGAAAAAGAAGGCAAGACUAUGUUAGCCUUGCAACUCUGUGAAUCCUUUCUUAUUCCACAACUCCAGAAUGGAGAUAUGUACUGUAUCUGGGAGUUGAUUUUCAUAUGGAGUAAACUUCAGCUUAAGUCUAAUCCUUCAAAACAAGUUUUUGUAGAUCAAUGCUACCAGCUUUUAAGAACAGCAACUAAUGUGAGAGUCAUAUUUCCUUUCAUGAAAAUCAUUAAAGAUGAGGUUGAAGAAGAUGGCCUACAGAUCUGUGUGGAAAUAUGCGGUUGUGCUCUACAACUAGAUCUUCAUGAUGAUCCCAAAACUAAAUGUUUAAUUUAUAAAACAAUUGCACAUUUUUUGCCAAAUGAUUUGGAGAUCCUCAGGAUUUGUGCACUCUCAAUAUUUUUUCUUGAGCGCUCCUUGGAAGCUUAUCAUACUGUUGAAGAGCUUUACAAACGUCCAGAUGAGGAAUAUAAUGAAGGCACAAGUAGUGUUCAAAAUCGUGUUCGUUUUGAAUUGCUUCCAAUUUUGAAAAAGGGAUUGUUUUUUGAUCCCGAAUUCUGGAACUUUGUAAUGAUUAAGAAAAACUGUGUAGCAUUAUUGAGUGAUAAAUCAGCAGUUAGAUUUCUAAAUGAAAGUACACUGGAAAACUCCAUAGGUAAUCUAAAGAAGGCAGUGGAACAGCAAGGUUUAGAUGAAGGGCUGGACUUUCUUACAGACCAGAGCACUGGAGAGCUUGAUCCUGAUGAUAUACCUAGAGUGCAACCUAAGGGUCACAUUAAUACGAAGAAAAAUCUUAUGGCUCUUAAUGUUUCCAAAGUAGAUCACAAUGUCCCAAGGCAUCGGUGUAUGUUAUGUAACAAAGAAUUUCUAGGUGGUCACAUUGUAAGACAUGCCCAGGCUCAUCAGAAAAAGGGCAGUUUUUCUUGUGUAAUAUGUGGUAGGAAAUUUAGAAACAGAGGACUUAUGCAGAAGCAUUUAAAGAAUCAUGUUAAAAAAAUACAAAGACAGCAAAUUGCUGCAGCCCAACAAGAGGAUCAGGAAAUCCCUGCUUUGGAAGAAGUAAAUUGUUCAGAUACUUUCAUUUCAUUUGAAAAUGGGAAUUCUGGUAGUAAAGAUUUGGAAAUAGAGACAAUUACUGCUUCCAGUGAUGGAAACAAAGAAGUCAUUCCUGCACAUGUGGCUGAGUUCAUUGAAAUUCCCGUAAGUGUCUCGGAAGAGGUUAUUGAAAACAUGAUUGAGAAUGGAAGUCCUGAGACUUCUUUAAAUAACGUUUCAGAGCCUUUGCCUGUAUGUGAGGAUGACUGUGAGGAGGAAGAAGAUGAAGAAGGUGAUUAUGAAGAUGACGAUUAUGACCUGAAUCAAGAAACUUCAGUACUCCAUAAAAUCAAUGGAACUGUGUGCCAUCCAAAAGACAUAUAUGCUACAGAUCAAGAAGGAAACUUUAAGUGCCCUGCUCUUGGUUGUGUCAGGAUAUUUAAAAGAAUUGGCUUUCUAAAUAAACACGCAAGGACUGUACAUCCAACGGAUUUAAAUGUGCGGCAAACAGUAAUGAAGUGGAGCAAAGGGAAAUGCAAAUUCUGUCAGAGGCAAUUUGAAGAUUCUCAACAUUUUAUCGAUCACCUUAAUCGACACAGCUAUCCAAAUGUGUAUUUUUGUUUGCAUUUUAAUUGCAAUGAGUCGUUUAAGUUGCCGGUCCAGCUUGCUCAGCACACAAAAAGUCAUAGGAUAUUUCAAGCUCAGUGUAGUUUUCCAGAAUGCCAUGAGCUUUUUGAAGAUCUUCCUCUCCUAUAUGAACAUGAGGCUCAGCACUAUUUAAGUAAAACACCAGAAUCAUCUGCACAACCAAGUGAAACAAUUCUUUGGGAUGUUCUUACAGACUCAAAUCCUAAUCAUCAGGAAAAAGACUCAUCUAGUAAUGAGAAACAAACUGUUAGUCUGCCAGUUUCUACUAGCAAAUCAAGGAAAGAUUCCACAGAACCAAAGACAUGUACAGAAAGUAUGGAAAAGAAAACAGAUGGUUUAGUUCAGAAUGGAAAUGAACAUUCUGAUGACACUGUUUCUGAUAUAAGCUUGACAGACCAAAAGAUGCCUGACAGAGAGCCAAAUUCUGAAAAUAAUUGUAGUAUUAGUGAUUUAGUCAAUGGACACAGUGGAAUAGAGCAGACACCUUUAGUUUCGUCAGUUCCUGCUUUGAAAAUGGAUACAAAUAGAAUCAGGACAGAAAACGGUUCCAUUUUACCCAGUGUCGUACCACAGGAACAUAGUACCCCGCCAGUAUCUCAGGCACCUUCCAAAACAAAUCUGACGAGUGAACACACUUCAUAUGGCUUAAUUUUAACAAAGCCGUAUGUCAGACCACUGCCUCCCAGUUACCUUGAUGAACGGUACCUUAGUAUGCCAAAACGCAGAAAAUUUCUGACUGAUAGAGUAGAUGCCUGUUCUGAUCAAGAUAAUGUUUGUAAAAAAUCCGUGAAAAGAUUAAGAUGUGGCAAAUGCCUGACCACCUACUGUAAUGCAGAAGCACUUGAGGCUCACCUUGCACAAAAGAAAUGUCAGACACUCUUUGGAUUUGAUUCAGAUGAUGAAAGUGCCUGAUAAAAAUGUUUCAGAAAGAUCUGUCGAUCAAGCAGUAGUGUGAAAAAAGCACUGCAAGAAAUUGCAUCAUCAUUUUGCUAUUUUCCUGAUGGCCUUAAUUUUCAAGCGGUCUUGGAUUACUAAAGAUAAAGACAAAAGCACAUUUUCUAGAAUGAACUCAGAGAGGAGAUGUGCUGGUUUAGACUCCAAAAGGGUUAUUACAAAACUCCCAAAGUACCAGUUAUCCAGAAAACCACAUUUUUUAAAAAAAGUUGAUGACUAUUAUUGCAGCAUGUUCGGUUUCACUUAUAUGAGAAACGUGUUCAGGCAACUAGUCAGAAAGAAAUACCAGCUAUGGCCUUACAGAAAGGGAAAAGUUAAUCCAUUAUUAAAAAAGAAGGGGGGAGGGGUUGGUUUACAAUAAACAACUUAAAAGUAUUCUACAAAUGAGAUUUGUUUUCUUGUCAUACAUAAUCAGAUUAUGUCCUCCCUUUUCAAACAUGGUUUAAAGAACUCUUGCUAUUUGGUUUAUUAUAAUUUAGAAAAUGAUACAUGAAAAUAAAACUUGAUUCACCGCCAUGCUAUCCAUGGAAGAUUGUAACUUAUUUCCAAGUUGGUUGAUCAGACAGAACAGAGUUCAAUGAAUGUUAUGCCAGCAUUGAAAAUUAAAAAAAAAAAACAAAAGAAACAAAACACUUUGCUAAUAAACUCUUAAUAGAACCUUCCACUUUCCAUUUUUGUAAUACCAGUGAAUUGUUUUUAAAGGCAGCACUGUCAGUUAAAUAGAAAAAGUACCAUCAGUAACUUUGGGGAGAGCUGGGAGGAAUCUAAGACCAUAAAGGCUAUCUAAUUGAAGGAAAACACUGAAUUGCAAAUAACUCAAUGUGAAUAAUGGUAUAAGCACACUGGGAUAUUUCUAUUUGUAUAUAGAGUAGUGUUACUAGGACAUUGCUUGAUGAUUCAUAGUAAGGUCCUUUUAGACAUUAAUGUGAGUUAUCUAAGUACAGUCCUAUCAAAAUAACUGGCUGUAAAAAAAAAAAAUAUGUCAGCUAAAAUCAGGUCAAGAAUUCAUUGGUUUUAUUCAGUUAGGAGAGUUAAUUCUAAAAUAAGCCAUACUACUCAUGCUUUCUUAAUUUAUUAGUGAUGAAUUUGGUCCGAAUAGUAAUUUUUACAUAUAAAAGGAAAUAUUUACACAAAAAUUUGCACAGCAGGAACACAGUUAAGAUAUAUUAAUGCUUUUAUUUUCCUUGAUGACCAGUAAUUUUCCUAAGGAAGAUUUUAACUUACUAGGCAAUGAAUUGUUAAAACACAAAACGUUUUUUAAAAUACCCACUCAGAUGUGUUCCAUUUGUACAUUCUCUAGAAGACGAAGCUUAAAAAGACCCUUCUUUUACCUGUUAGUGUGUUAAUCUAUAGCAGGGAUAAAAUGAAUAAAAAUGCAAAGGCAGAUUCUUAAAAAAUGGAGCUACUAAUGCACCAUGGUCAACAACAUAUUCCAGUUUUUCCAACUCAUAUAUUUUUGUUCAAAGCAUAUAAUCUUAUUGGAUUCUACUAUUACAAAUUUUUGGAUAUUAAACUUCUUGAAUGAAGUCACUAAGGAAGGGGAUAUUUUUUUCCAACACAGCAUCCCGACUUUAUUAAAUUGGGAUUUCCAGGUCGUGAAAGAUCUCAAAAAAAAAAAAGCCCAAUUUUAUUAUUUAUUCAUUCACUACUAUGCAAUUGAUAGUCACGAGUCCAUUUCAAUCAAAUUAAGGUUUUUGUUCUGUUUGUGUAGCCUACAUUAGGCUGUGGAAUUUACAUUUAAACAACAGAUAAGUAAAUACAACUCAAUCAGAUUUUUUAAUCCUUUAGGGUCAGUUCAAAGGAAGAGGAAAAAAACAAAACAAAACAAAACACUUUCUGUACUUCCUGAUCCUGAAAAUGCAAUACUUGAGUUUUAUUCCAGUUCAGUAUAAAAUUCAUCAUGUAAUAAAGAGUCUGUUUGGAAACUAGUUCAUUUGGACCAUGAAGUUUUUUUGAAAUAUAAUUUCUGCUUUGUACAUUUUCCAGAAGUUUAAAAUUUACAACUUAAUAUUUUAUCACAUUUUUUAACUUUUUAUUUUUUAUAAGUUGUAUCUGUUGACAAAUCCAUGCUGCAAAUUAGUUUCAUUCAUUCUGGAGUUCAUACCAAGAUAUUUUAAACAUAUUUCACUUGUUAAUCUUUUCUUUGAGUAUUUAGUUCUACUUUGGUGUUGCUAAGGGAAAACUGUUUCUGAAACACUUAGAUCAAAUCGGUUUAUACAUAAUUAAAUCAAGGAAUGUUUUACAAAAAUCUAUUUGGCCAAGCUGUUCUAAAUCUCUUUAUAUACUUCUCAAAUAAUUGCUAUUGAAAGUAUGUGUACAUUUCAUUAUUUAUGUCUUAUAAAGCAUAAACUUAAAUCAUUUUGCUUUUGUGGGGUGCAUAAACUUCCAACAGUUCUAAUUUGGGAUUCAGAAGAAAAGCUUUCUUAUUCCUCAGAUUCUUCUCUUUUACUUUCUAUUCCUUCUGUUUUGAGGAUAUGCUUAUCUUACAUGGACCAAGUUUCAAUCCUUAUUUUUUUUAAUAAAAAUUUCCUUCAAAUCAUUAACUAUAAACUUCUGCUGUUUCAGUAAGGUCAACAAAAAAGCAAAUGUGAAUUUUUGCUGCUCAGAUAUUACAGAAAAGCGGGAUCUUCGUGGACAAGGACACUGGUACUUUGGGCUUUAGCCAUAUUCAUUUUUUAAAACCAUCGAUUAUAUAAUGAGUAGGUAACUUAAAACACUGAACUUGUGAUUCUUUUUAAAUCACACUUGAAGGUUCAGCCGUACUCCUUUCAUGUUUGGUUUAAACUGUUGUAUGGAUGAAAAAACCUAAAAGGGAUGAUAGUGUUUAUCUUUUAAUUUAUUUGGUACUGUAAAAACACCUUUUCAGAAUGCCUAAAUGCUGCAUAUGCAUUUUGGAAUUGUUAAUAUGUGAAAGAUAUUACAGAUUCAGCAAGAAAGGAAAUUUGUGCUUCCUUGUUGAACAUUAAAUUAUUUUACUUUGCAUUUUAUAAGAGUACAAAUUAAAACUGAGCCAUUGAACUGCAAUAAUACAACAAUAGCGUCUCAUUUCAAGAAAUUUUUUGUACUGUACAUAGACUUGUUCAAUAAAACAUUGUCCUUGUUGGUAA
This is a messenger RNA of Mustela lutreola (European mink), 6656 nucleotides long. It is a transcript of the gene ZNF654, whose product is annotated as zinc finger protein 654. Gene Ontology annotation, cellular component: nucleus. Gene Ontology annotation, molecular function: DNA-binding transcription factor activity, RNA polymerase II-specific; DNA binding. The transcript has 9 exons. The record is from RefSeq and is a predicted model, not a curated record. Gene Ontology annotation, biological process: regulation of transcription by RNA polymerase II. NCBI's taxonomy places the organism in Eukaryota, Metazoa, Chordata, Mammalia, Carnivora, Mustelidae. The coding region runs from base 115 to 3507 and encodes 1130 amino acids.